This is a messenger RNA of Seminavis robusta, 1117 nucleotides long. The record is from the annotation of a GenBank genome assembly. Lineage: Eukaryota; Bacillariophyta; Bacillariophyceae; Naviculales; Naviculaceae.
AUAAAGUCGUAGAGUGCCGCCGGAACGUCCUUUUGGGUUCCCAUCAAUGCCAUCCGGAAAUCCAUCACAAAACAAAGUUUCACAAAAACCAAAAGCUUCCGCCAAGCGACCAAGAAACACCAAGUCGAAGUCCAAAAGAGACACAACCACCAAGAAGAAACUGAAGGACCUACCUAUUGCUGAUUGAAUGUUUGCUGCGAAGUAUCGCUACAUUCGUAUAGAUAUUAAUCAAUUCGUUGCUGAGAAAGGAAAACGAAGCAUCAAAGACAAAGACGUCCCUGUUGAGUUUUUGACAGAAUAGACGACAAUGAAUUCAAUUUUGAUGAUUUUGUGUAUGUUGCCUCUGGCACACAGUUUUGUAACGACGCCAAGCUUUGUCCGCCCUCAGACCAGUCUGUUUGCCAACAAGAAAAAGAAGAGCGACAGUUUCGACAUGAAGGAGCUAAAGCAUCGCAUCAACGAAUUGACCAAUCCCUACCACGAACUCUUUGCGGAGGACUGGAAUGUCGAGGAACGGCCCGAACAGGUUCAUGUCGUUCUCUUCAAUCCCGACACUGAAGAACAAGGAUUGCACUCAAUCGAAUACCCCGCGGGUUCUGGAAGCAACUUUGUCUUGGCCUUCUCCUCCAAAGAAGCCGUCGACAAGUUUGCAUCUACAUUGAAAGCCCAAAACUUUGCAGCGGAUCCCUCCCCCACGGUGUACGAGCUGGAUGCGUUGGAGAGCUUCUGCGACAUGCUGGGAAUCUUUGUACAGGUGGUGCCAGAUGGCAUGGAAAUCCUGCCUCCCACCAAAAAUGUUCAAACUCUAGGAAAGCACAACCGUCACCUGAAGGAGGAAAAGAACCGCUUGGAUUACAUCUUUGGCAUGUUUGAAAUGGAAGUCGAUGAGUUGGGACUCAUGGUCCCUGAAGAAGAGGAAGUUGGUGCUUGGGAGUAGCCAAACUGAUACCUUCGCAAUUUACGGUACAUUGGCAAAUGGAUCUGCUUAUAUUUUUUUGAUAUCCCGCUAUGGAUUACACACAAUUAGCUAUGGAAUACACAACCAACCCAGAGAAUCUCCUGCAAACAGCAGAGAAACACAAAUUUUAAAAGAAGUAUAACUAUAUGAUGCAGUAUU